Molecule: messenger RNA, 3541 nt
Organism: Phodopus roborovskii (desert hamster)
Lineage: Eukaryota; Metazoa; Chordata; Mammalia; Rodentia; Cricetidae
Gene: Ehd4
Product: EH domain containing 4
Exons: 6
Coding region: 69-1694 (541 amino acids)
Biological process (GO): endocytosis; endosomal transport
Cellular component (GO): cytoplasm; plasma membrane
Molecular function (GO): protein binding; GTP binding; calcium ion binding
Source: RefSeq, a predicted model, not a curated record
GGGCGCUGAGGUAGAGAGACGCAGGGUCUGACUGGAUCGCGGCGGGCUGCAAGUUGUCUGGCGGCAGCAUGUUCAGCUGGAUGGGACGGCAGGCGGGCGGGCGCGAACGCUCGGGCGGCGUGGACGCGGUGCAGACGGUGACGGGCGGCCUGCGCUCGCUCUACCAGCGCAAGGUGCUGCCGCUGGAGGAGGCGUACCGCUUCCAUGAGUUCCACUCGCCUGCGCUGGAGGACGCCGACUUCGAAAACAAGCCCAUGAUCCUGCUGGUGGGCCAGUACAGCACCGGCAAGACCACCUUCAUCAGAUACUUACUGGAGCAAGAUUUUCCCGGCAUGAGAAUUGGCCCGGAGCCGACCACAGAUUCCUUCAUUGCUGUGAUGUAUGGGGAGACCGAGGGAAGCACCCCUGGGAACGCUUUAGUUGUGGAUCCCAAAAAGCCAUUCCGAAAGCUUAGUCGCUUUGGAAAUGCUUUCCUGAACAGAUUCAUGUGCUCACAGCUGCCCAACCAGGUUCUGAAGAGCAUCAGCAUCAUCGACAGCCCUGGCAUCCUGUCUGGGGAGAAGCAGCGCAUUAGCCGAGGGUAUGACUUCUGCCAGGUCCUACAGUGGUUUGCUGAGAGAGUUGACAGGAUCAUCCUGCUCUUUGAUGCUCACAAAUUGGACAUCUCAGAUGAGUUCUCAGAGGCGAUCAAGGCCUUCCGGGGCCAGGAUGACAAAAUUCGAGUGGUAUUGAACAAGGCUGACCAAGUGGACACCCAGCAGCUGAUGCGCGUCUACGGGGCUCUCAUGUGGUCUCUAGGCAAGGUCAUCAACACACCAGAGGUACUUCGAGUCUACAUUGGCUCAUUUUGGGCACAGCCUCUGCAGAACACAGACAACCGCCGGCUCUUCGAGGCUGAGGCACAGGACCUCUUCAGAGACAUCCAGAGCCUGCCCCAGAAGGCUGCAGUGCGCAAACUCAAUGACCUCAUCAAGCGAGCAAGGCUGGCCAAAGUACAUGCCUACAUCAUCAGCUACCUGAAGAAGGAAAUGCCAAAUGUAUUUGGAAAAGAAAAUAAGAAGCGAGAACUUAUCUUCAGGCUUCCAGAAAUCUAUGUUCAGCUGCAGCGAGAAUACCAGAUUUCUGCGGGGGACUUCCCUGAGGUCAAGGCCAUGCAGGAACAGCUUGAGAACUAUGACUUCACCAAGUUCCACUCGCUGAAGCCCAAGCUGAUCGAGGCUGUGGACAACAUGCUAAGCAACAAGAUCUCAUCUCUGAUGAGCCUCAUCAGCCAGGAAGAGAUGAACAUGCCCACACAGAUGGUGCAGGGUGGUGCCUUUGACGGCACCACAGAGGGGCCCUUCAACCAGGGCUAUGGGGAGGGGGCCAAGGAGGGUGCUGACGAGGAAGAGUGGGUCGUGGCUAAAGACAAGCCCGUGUAUGAUGAACUCUUUUAUACGCUAUCACCCAUCAAUGGCAAGAUAUCAGGUGUCAAUGCCAAGAAGGAAAUGGUGACCUCCAAGCUGCCCAACAGUGUCCUGGGCAAGAUCUGGAAGCUGGCCGACUGUGACUGCGACGGCAUGCUGGACGAGGAGGAGUUUGCACUGGCCAAGCACCUCAUCAAGAUCAAGUUGGAUGGCUACGAGCUACCGAGCAGCCUGCCCCCACACCUCGUGCCCCCCUCUCACAGAAAGUCCCUGCCGAAAGCCGACUGAGGGUGCACACCCGGGGUGGGAGAGGAGGGGUGCCUGGGCCUGAAGUCUGCUAUGCCGCUGACUUGCUGAAUGUCCUUGGCCAAGGUUCUGUCCUCUCCUUUUCUCGAUUUCCUCAUAUGUAGGGUGGGGAGGGCAGGUACCUGAUGAAAGAUGAGGUUCUUUUACCUCUAAAAUCCCUAAGUUUAUCAAAAUAUUUCUAUCAAAAUAUUGAGAAGAGCACUAUAUAUGGAGAUUAAAAGUCUAAGAAGAAAAAGAAAUUAACCAAAGAAAAAUGUAGAUGUGGGCGCAGGCUGGCAAACUCUGGGGAACUCAGGGAGUGAGCUGAGGACUCACAGGAGUCUUCAGGGCAACUCGUUACCACGGACUUCUCAGCCCUUCACGGGGCACUGAGAAGCAGCGAAAAUGACCUCAUUUAUUUUUCUUAUUGUUUCCUGCUAUAUUUGUGUGUGGGGGGGAACAGAACAGAAGGUUUCUGCUCUCUGUAGACUGACACCAAAGAGAAGACUAAUAUCCAGGUUUGAAAGAGGAUGUGCCAUGUCUCUGUGCACCUGUUCCUCCUGCAGUCCCAAGCAGAGUGAGCAGCCAGGCCAGGAAAACCCGCUUUGUCCCAGCACCUGCUACACGGCCUUGCCAAACCUCCCUCCAGCAAGGCUGGGUUCAUUUGGGAAUUUGGAAUUCACGACCUCUGUCAGCCCCUGGCAAGACCUCUAGUUAAUGUUUCAGAUCAUGUUGAAGUCUGAGAAUUGGCUUUUCUUUUCAGUGUAGCCAGUAGGUUGCAGCAAAGUCAAUUUAUCAGCCUUAAGAAAAGAGACAGUUCCCAACUGUCACUAAGUGUGCCCUUCGACCAUUGAAUGUUCCCAAGACUUCUUGGUAGGUGGCAGAAAGUGGCAGAAUUUAAGUUCAACAGAGCCAUGUCUUGAAUUGUGUAGUCCAAGAGACUUUGAACACAAGUAGAGAGAGACUAGCCCUAUCCCGAGCUGUCAAUGGCAGAGAUCAUUGUCUGAUUUUUUUUUUAAAGAAAAAUAUGCAUUUUAUUGUGUUUUUCCUCACAAGAAGAAGCUUUUCUAUCGAAAUCUUUGUGUACCACCUUUUCUUCCGAGCCAGGAAGUCUGGGACCAGGACUGGUCUGUGCACAUACCCUUCUGCUGGCUCUUCAGUACUCCACCAAGCCCGUGAAUGUCUCUGACCGGCUUUUUCAGGGGCUGUCUCACACACACACACACACACACACCCUGCUCUGUGGCACAGCUCUUGAGCACUUUCACCCUCACUUAGGCAGUAGGGGCCACAGCACAGCAGUGACCACGAGGCCCAGCCCCGACAGUACCAGAAAUGAAUGAAUCUGAACAGUGCCCCUGAAUCUUCAGAAAAACGUACUCCCGCCCUUAACUCCCUGCCUCUGUCAACCUCAGGGUCAGAAUUGUAGAUUUAAGAGAAAAUGCUAAAAGCUCACAUUUAUUACCACAGUACUUGUGAGGCUGAAGCAGGAGGAUUACCAUGAGUUUGAAACCCAAGCCACAUUGUUAGUUUCAUGGCAGUCUGUCUGUUUCAAAAUCAGGGAGAAUUCUUAUGUCACCAUCCACACUCCCUAUCUUACUUUCUAAAUGACAGUUUUAAGAGAAACAUGGUGUGCUUUUUACUUUGAGUGCGUGUUUUGAUUAAUGGGACACACAAAGCGGAAUGUUUGAUCCUGGGGCUGUAACUGAAUGCAGGCAUUUCUGUGGUGUGAGGACCCUGGUGUCUAAUGGGUGGUGAUGCCUGGGAGGGGACUGCCUUUCCUCCCAGUUGUCUGCUGCUUUUUCUCUGCACAGUUGUCAUAUAUCUACAUAAAUAUAAUCACAAAUGUA